AUUUCAAAAUACCAAAAUGUGGGUGGCCUUCUGAAAAUUAUUUAUCUAAAUUACUAAUUCUUAAUAUCUCAUUAUUUUUUUAUUUCGCUAUGGAGAGCAUGAAACUGUAUUUUUAUUCAUAAUAGGCCUAUCGUCCCUGAUAUCAUACAAUAUAAUACCGUUUGAAACAGACGCCGGGGAGAAAAGGAUAGAAGAGUUCGAUAUCUGGUUCGACAUGACAAAGUUUAGUAAAUUUUGGUCCGGUCGCUGCAGCCGUUCAAUCAGACCUACAACAGCACUAGCUUCAUAUCGUCAUACCAUUACCACUAUGCAAUUCCCCAUCUCUAAAUAUUUUCAAAAACCGUCUUUUUUAAACAUUUUUAAUUCUUUUUCAUCACUGAACAGCACAUUAAGACUUGGUUUAUGCACUAUAGCAAACUUAUACAAUAUUUAAUUACAUAUUAUUUAAUGCUAUUAUAAUAGAUUCCUUGGAAAUACGUAAUUUAUGUGUAUUAUUCUCUAUUUUUAAGAAAAUAUACUUUGGAAAUAUGGAGACUGUGGAUGGUCCGGAUACGUUCGCUGGAAUAAAUAAAAGUGAUUUGAAAUGCGCGCUGUGUUCCAAACCUUACAAUAAACCAAAGUACCUCGACUGCCUGCACUACUUUUGUCUUAAAUGCCUCAAAAACUGGGUUAAAAAGAAUAACGGAGUGUUGAAAUGUCCCACUUGUCAUGCAACGCAUGAAGUUCCAGAAGGAGGUGUCCAAAAGUUUCCAACGAAUGGCGUGAUGCGUGGGUUGGUCGAUCACAUGACGUCGUUGGGGAAAGCCGACCCCCAGCUCUGCUCCAACUGUACAAAUGAAGCAGGACAUUAUUGUACGGAUUGCGAUUACUUCUAUUGUGAGGCAUGCACAAAUCUCCACAUGCACGCCAAACAAACGAGCAUGCACACGGUUAUUACUCUAGUUGAAUAUAAAAAUCUUGGUCCAUUCAAGCAACUGGCGACAAAGCAACUAAACUGCAAAGAUCACAACAUGAAUUUAAAACUAUACUGUGAGAAAUGUAAGAAGUCUGUCUGUUUUCAAUGCGCUACUGUAGAACACAAAAGCCAGGAGCAUGUGAUCAAAGAAGGCACUCAGGCAUUCAAGGAGUUUAUCACAAAAGCGUCAGAGCAACUCACUAUGUCCGAAGCAAAGGAAUCAAAUUUAGGUGAAAUUGAGGAAAAACUGAAAAGUACUCAAGCCUCACUUUUGGGGAAUAAAGAACAUUGCAGGACUGCUGUAGAAGACCACUUUGGUUCUCUACAGAAACUCCUUGACGCACAGAAGCAAGAGAGGUUGAGAGAACUUGAUGAAAUAUUCGAUAAAGACAUUGAGUUAAAAAAAGAUCAGUUGGAAGAAAUUGAUUCAACUAAAAUUCAAUUGGGAUCAACUCGUGAAUUAAUAAAAAUAUUGAUGAAAAGUCCCAACAUAUCAUUAACUUUGAUGAAUAGUGACAUGAUAUCGAGCAGAAUUGACACUCUUCUGGCAUUCCAGAUGAACGCGGAUUCAACGCAUUCUACCUGGAAAUUCUUUCCUGUCAACACAGUUCAAGAACAGUUACAACACGGUCAUAUCGGGAAAAUCAAGUAUAUAUCACCGGCAUUAUCGACAAUUGACAAUGUCGAAGACGUCCGCAUUUUUGUUGGCGAAAAGCUCUCCGUCACACUGACAACAAAAGACAAUGACGGAGAAGUAUGUUAUGAUGAACCCACUAAAGUGACAGCAAAGAUGACGUCAACAUCUGGUGAAGAAAACAUUUUGGAAGUAACAGAUAACAAAAAUGCAAGUUAUGAAGUUCAUGGAACCUGUACUGCAGCGGGAGAAUGGAUGUUAUCAGUAUUAAUUGACUCGCAGUGCAUUAGAGGAUCGCCUUGGAAAAUGAAUGUCGUCAAAAGUGGGUUUCAGAGUGUGACAGACCUGAGAGAUUUUUGCAAUCAUGGCGAGCUCCACAACAUUAACGUUAUCGACAAGGCAAUAUUUGCUUGCUUCAGUAGAAACAGAAAUAUUGCAAAAAUUUGUAAAGGCGGGAUUCAACUAAUUGAUUUGGGAUAUUUGCGAGGAGCAAAAGUGCUUAGUUUAUGUGGUGGGAUCUCGGGAGAAAUAGUUCUUGCGUGUCAUGAUUCAAAUAAGGGACGUAUUUUAGUCUGCAAACAAGAUGGCACAUUCGUCAAAGAAUUUGACAACCUUACAAUUGGCCGCGUUCAAGGUAUGAUGGUUAAUAAAGACGAUCAGAUUUAUAUUCCUGAUAAUGAUAGGAAUUGUGUGUUGAAGGUGUCGUUGUCAGGAGAACUCCUCGCGAAGAUCCCUUCUGAAUCUCGCUCGGACGUUCUUAAGUUUCCUAAAGGAGUUGCGAUUAUGGAAGAUGGCUCCUUACUUGUAUGUUCUUAUUGGAAUAACCAGGUUGUCAUGUUUGAUAAAAACGGUGUUUUUGUAAAGGUUUUUGUUGACACCGGGGAGGAUAUUGAUGGUAAGGUAUACUCACCAUAUUCGGUGGCGGUAGACAAACAGGGAAACGUUGUAGUUGGAUCUCUCCAACGACUGCAACUCUUUAGCAAAGAUGGACAAUUCAUCAAGCGGAUCGACGACAACUCGCAUGUACUGCAUUGUCCUGGAAGCAUAAUAUGCAGACGAAGACAGGUGAUAAUUGCAGACAAGGGAAAUGCAAGUGUGUGUGUUUACAACUAUUAGAAUCUUUUUCAAUUAUUCUUUCUUUUUUAGGCUGUCAUAAUAAGUUAUAAGUUUCUUUCACCACUCCUUCCUACUACCUUGACGUUCUUUCCUUCAAGUCCCCAACCUUUUUUCCUUUUUUUUUGUCUUUAUUUCAUUUUGCGUACCUCUUAAAGCUGGUUUUCCACUGGGCGAAUUUAUUCGCGCGAAUCAAAGCGUCGGUUCACUUCCUGAGCUC
This is a messenger RNA of Anneissia japonica, 2922 nucleotides long. Its product is annotated as tripartite motif-containing protein 2-like. The coding region runs from base 528 to 2705 and encodes 725 amino acids. The record is from RefSeq and is a predicted model, not a curated record. The transcript has a single exon. Lineage: Eukaryota; Metazoa; Echinodermata; Crinoidea; Comatulida; Comatulidae. Gene Ontology annotation, molecular function: zinc ion binding; protein binding.